AUGACUUGCAAGAUCAGCAAGUGGCGAGUGUUGCCGUCGGAAAGCUUGUUCAUGUAUACUGGCAAAACAUACGACGACUACAACAUCGAAAAUUUCGUGCCAAACCUAAUCCCGCCAGAUAUAUCUAAAGCGUCUAAGCAAGCUCAAUUGCUUUGUGGUGAAUCCUUGGAAUGUUUGUACGAUUUCAUAACCACGGGAAGUGCUACAGUUGCCAACCAUACCAAAUGCAUCAUUGAGGAAUUUAACAAGAUUGUUAAAGGACCUAUGACAAUUAAGUGUCAAGAUGAUGGCAAAUGGAAUAAUACUGAGCCUACUAAGUGUUUAGACUGA
Oppiella nova is the source of this 330-nucleotide messenger RNA. NCBI's taxonomy places the organism in Eukaryota, Metazoa, Arthropoda, Arachnida, Sarcoptiformes, Oppiidae. The record is from the annotation of a GenBank genome assembly.